CCAAUUUCAUAAUGCAUUCAGUAAUUGUUUAUAUGUACACAAUUUUUUGGUUUCUUAUUUGUGUUGCGAUUGGAUCUGAAUCAAUUAAUUCGGAAUUUUCAACAAAAAGUUCUCUCGAUUCUUUACUUCAAGAAUAUGCUUUCAAGGCAUUAUUAUGGCCAAAAACAAAAACAGGUACUGCUUAUGAAGGAACUGUUCCUUCUAACUUGUCUGGGAUUAAAAUAUCCGCGCUGAUGCUUCGAAGAGAUAGCUUAAAAUGGAGAGGAUAUGGUUAUUAUCAUGAAUUUCUUAUCCCAACUGGAAUCACUGUAGAGCCUUAUGUAACAAGAAUCGUUCUUGUCUAUCAAAAUCUUGGUAAUUGGUCGUCUUUUUAUUAUCCUUUACCUAUUGGUUACAUUUAUCAAACACCAAUUUUGGGUAUUUUGACUUACGAUGCGAUGGAUAUGUGUGCCAAAAAUAAAUCACAAUUGCAAAUCCAUCCAUUGGAAAAUCCUGUAGACAUCAAGUUCAGUGAUGUAACGUCUGAGUCUGAGUCUGAGUCAGAGGAGUCUUCGCUCAAGUGUGUUUAUUUUGACUCGAAUAAUUCCAUCGAGUUUAGUAAUGUGACUAAUGGUAAUAUAUGUUCAACGAGAAAACAGGGACAUUUUGCUGUUGUUGCUGAAGUGAAUGUUGCUCCUAGCCCCGCUCCUUCUGCUGAUGAUGGAAAUGAUCAUCGAAUAAUCACGUCUGAGGUCUGGACUAUUUCAUUGGGUUUUUUAGGUUUCGCAUUUUUGGGAGUAUUAUUUGUUUUCGCGCAAAAUUGUAUAUUAGUUGAAACAAGACCGCUAUUUUUGGAAGAUUCAGCAGCAAUAAUUGUACCAUUACUUACUGAGGUGCCAGUCGCAGAGGAAGCUCCGUACAGAUCUUCGUCGGAGAACGAUUACGCGAUUAGGCCGUUGCCGGAGAACGAUUAUAUGGCUCAAAUUAAUUGACAACUUUAGUCAACAAUGUGUGUAUAUUCAUUGCCAGAGGUGCAACCAUUUUUUUUUAUUGACGUGCGUGGUGUAACAUGUCCAUGUGGUGUAGCUAAACUUUUUGCUGAGGUGUCCAAAUUUUCGAAUUAAGUAAAUGUUUUUUUUUCGA
Molecule: messenger RNA, 1122 nt
Organism: Solanum stenotomum
Lineage: Eukaryota; Viridiplantae; Streptophyta; Magnoliopsida; Solanales; Solanaceae
Exons: 1
Coding region: 12-971 (319 amino acids)
Cellular component (GO): membrane
Source: RefSeq, a predicted model, not a curated record